Molecule: messenger RNA, 3045 nt
Organism: Kwoniella botswanensis
Lineage: Eukaryota; Fungi; Basidiomycota; Tremellomycetes; Tremellales; Cryptococcaceae
Exons: 12
Coding region: 1-3045 (1014 amino acids)
Source: RefSeq, a predicted model, not a curated record
AUGCAGGCUGCGAUAGAAUAUCUCAGACAGCGAAGAGGUCCGGGAGAAGACCACGUUAUUGUGACCGAGCAUCACACUACAAAAAUCUUCCAGCAGCUCAGCACACUCGAUAUCACCGAAGAAGACCACGAUGGUACUACUUCCACCCCUAUAUCGAAGUUGUUGGGACUUACCAAUGAUAAUCCUUUCCGAGAUUUCGAGAGACCACUUAACAUCCCUCGUAAAGUCCAAGAAUUCUGUAAUUACGUUCAAGAAAACCACAAGAGAGGGUUGAAGGAAUUUACUAGGAAGAGAUUGGUGGAAGAAUUUAUUGACAACCCGUUCCCCCUCUAUCUCCGACCCAAGGAGUAUAUGCUCACUGCGAAAGCUAUCAAGCGAACGCAUGAUUGCUCAGAAGGGAAGAAAGUGCUUCCUUCCGUCUACACGCAGCUGGGUGGGAAAGGAAAGUUCAGUACUCUAGAUCGAGUUGACGAUGAGAUUGGAGAAGAGAGGAAGGUGGAUGAAGAUGAAGCUUUGAAUUUAAAAAUACAUCUCUCUAACAAGCAAGAACGAGAGCUUCGAGCAUGGCUCCAAGAUCGUACGGAGAAGAUCACUCCCCAUCUCAAUCAUUGGAAAGGGAAUAUCGAAGAUCAUCCCAUCUUACGAGAAUGGCAAGAAGCUGCAGAAAGCCUCCAAGAUUUGGCGCGAGUAAUCCCUGAACCGAUGUUCCCUUUCUCAAGCUACCAGAUGUUCACCGAUGUGCCAAUCACACCUGACCGAGGGGGUGACAUGACAGUCUGGGAGGAUGGUCAAGAUGAGCUUGGGGAUGUGUCGGGAUGGGCAGACGAUGAUAUUGGAGAUGAGGCUUACAGAGUUGAAACUCUCGAGAAAUUCGAUGGAAGAAUACUGCCAACAACGACACAUACUAGUGCGAAACCUCUUCGCUUUGGCAGCACUGGCCGGAAAAGCUAUGAAGAUGAUACGCUACAUUGGCCUAGACAUGAGUAUCAACCCGAGGCUGACUCGCCAAGAGAUGACAUCUCGAUGAUGGAAUCAUCAACAUAUGCCCCGCACAACAAAUUCGAACACCCUGAUGUGGAGUAUUCACCCCAUGUAUAUAGACCAACGCCCAUCUCAUCACCUACAAGCGGUCACAUUAAAACUUAUUGGUCACCCAAUCAUGAUGGUCCAUACAUAAGUCCCGAAUGCUUAGAUGGUCCGGCUCCGGUCGAAGAAUUUCGACCGAAAUGGAAUGAAUCUACCGAGACUAUUCUCAAGGAGUGGCUCGAUCCUGCAGCUUUUCAAACACCUUCACCGAACCUGGAGAUGCAAAUGAACAAUGCAAAUCAGUCAUAUCAAACAACGAGUCACCAAGACCAGAUCAUCGCGCAGAACCAGUGGGAUGAAGGAAUGAGCACGCGACGACAACCUACAUGGGAUCCCGCUGCUACAAUGCCCGUGAAAGCUUCCGGCUCAGUCGAACGACACUCGCAUGCACACUAUCUAGCCUCUGAUCACUUCACCCAUGUUGAUGGAAUGGAAGGUAUGUUGGCAAAUCAACGUGACUGGGUGGCGACACCUGAAGUUCCGACGCCCUACAACGAUUACCAACCCAAACUCGCUACUCCUUAUUGGGAGACUUCAUCCCUAGCACCGCACACCAUUGCCCCUGAACUCAUCAAUCCCUCUCAUCCUAUCGUUGGUUCAGAAACAUCUCUCGAGAAUGAUGGACAUGCAGCUUCUCCUAUGACACCAUCUAGACCACGAUGGGCUACUCAACCACCGUCUCGAGUGGAUGAUCACCGGGGAUUGGAUCAGAAAGAAUCAUCGCAGCUUUUCACGAAAGCCAGGAGUGCGAACACCAGGACACCCGAUCAGUUUUCUCAGCCCGCUCUAGUCCCGGUCAUCUCGCACAAACGAGCCACUCCAUCUUCGACCUCAGCAGACCAACAGCGAGCAACUAAAGAGUUAGCCGCGACUAACAAACUCUCUCUCAAAGACAUUGUACUUGCUCAUAAAGCAUCGAGCGAUAAUAGAGACAAGAAGGGCAAGAAGAACCCUUCAAAAAGUGACUCGUUCAAGAGACCUUGUGCUCCGAACAUGUUCUCCCUCGAUGGGUACCUCGCUCUUCACCAACGCAACGAUCUCCUUAGCAAGUCGGGGAAGAAGUAUCACGAGAGCAAGAAAGAUGAGAUUGAUAAACGACUUGAGGAAGAAGAAAGGACCCAAUGGAUGUCUGAUCCAUGUAUCAAGAAUCCCAAAUGGUAUAACAACGCUAUAGAACAUCCAACUAAUACACCACGAGAGGGCUCUUUCCCAAUUCUAGUGGCAAUGUCAAUCUUCCAGAAUCUCCCCUUGAUCCGAGCUCUUCGAUCGGAAGGGUUUUUGUUGGUUGAGAGGGAAAAUAAGAUGCACUCUGUCGACAUGGUUCUCUCACCUGCCAUCGCUGUACUCGUCCAAGAUCUAGCUAAAUUGUCAUAUGGCUACGAACAAUUACUCAAAGAUGUAAAAGAUUCAUGUACGAAGUUCAAGAAGGUCAUAGUGAUCUUUGAGACAAUCUCAUUCGCUAAGUCUGAAAAGGACCCCGAAUCGAAGAUAAAAGUCAACCCGCCCACAACAGAUGCUCCACAGGGGCUUGCUACUCUCAGAAGACUCCUUCCCAUCGCUUUGAAUAGUGUCAGGGAGACUAUAGGAAGCGUCGAAUUGGUUUUCGCAUAUGAUGGAGCGAGCCAAGUGGCGAAGAACCUGAUGUGGCUGAUGGACGAUGCAGGGAAGAAAACUUUGAAGAAGGAUAAGAAAGGAUAUCAAGAUGUUUAUGGGGAUAGAAAAUGGUUGGAAGAUGAGCCGGAUGAACAAGAGCUAGAACUGCUCAUGACUCAUUUCGGACUCAAUAUCUUCUGUGCAUGGUAUGCUACCAGUCGAUAUGGUACGGCUCAACGUGUGGUUACGGGGAUGGACGAUGUACAAAGGAAGAAAGCUUUCGAGCAUGUAUUUGGGGAGACUGCUGUAGAACGAUUCAAUGAGGAGAUUGCGAAGAAAGAAAAGGUAUUUCGAAAGGUUAAAUAA